Ornithorhynchus anatinus (platypus) is the source of this 899-nucleotide messenger RNA. It is a transcript of the gene ENDOG, whose product is annotated as endonuclease G. Gene Ontology annotation, biological process: apoptotic DNA fragmentation. Gene Ontology annotation, molecular function: single-stranded DNA endonuclease activity; nucleic acid binding; RNA endonuclease activity. The coding region runs from base 1 to 822 and encodes 273 amino acids. Lineage: Eukaryota; Metazoa; Chordata; Mammalia; Monotremata; Ornithorhynchidae. The transcript has 3 exons. The record is from RefSeq and is a predicted model, not a curated record. Gene Ontology annotation, cellular component: nucleus; mitochondrial inner membrane.
AUGCGGGGGUGGGUGGGGCGAGGCCUGUGCGUGGCCCUGGGCUUGGGGGCGGGGGCGGCGUGGGGAAGAAAGCCGGGGGUGUUUGGGGAGGGGGCGGUGGUGGAGGCGGGGGCGUCGGCCCUGAAAUACGGGGCUCCGGAGCCCCGGGGGCUGCAGGUGCGAGGGGGCUAUGUACUGAGCUACGACGCGCGGAGUCGCGGGGCGCGUUGGGUGCUGGAGCGGCUGCGGGCCGAGGAGCUGCGGGGCCCCGCACGACGCCGGGCCUGCGCCUUCCGCCCCGACCCCGACCUGCACCCCUAUCACCGGGCCACCGACCUCGACUAUCGCCACAGCGGCUUCCAGAGAGGACACCUGGCCGCCGCCGCCAACCACAGCCGCAGCCAGGCCCGCAUGGACGACACCUUUCUUCUCAGCAACGUCGCCCCGCAGGUGCCCCACCUGAACCAGCACGCCUGGAACAACCUGGAGAAAUACUGCCGCAGCCUGACCAGCAUCUACAAAAACGUUUACGUCUGCACCGGCCCCCUCUUCCUACCCAGGCAGGAGGCCGACGGGAAGAUGUACGUCAAGUACCAGGUGAUCGGUAAGAACCACGUGGCGGUGCCCACCCACUUCUUCAAGGUGCUCAUCCUCGAGGCGGAGGGCGGGCUGGUAGAGCUGCGAUCUUAUGUGAUGCCCAACGCCCCGGUGGACGAGACCAUCCCGCUGGACCGUUUCCUGGUGCCCAUCGAGAGCAUCGAGCGGGCCUCGGGCCUGCUCUUUGUGCCCAACAUCCUCAAGAGGACGAAUAAGCUCAGGGCCAUCACGCCGGGGGACAAGUGAGGACGCGUGGCUCGGGGGCCAGAGGGUUAAAUUAAGUUAUUUUUCGAGACAAGAAGUGGUCGCGAGGCCUAGCGUGA